GAACAGCCGCACAUGAACCAGCCACUUACCCCCCCACACACGCGCGCGCACACAUUAACAGAGUUCAAGAGCGGAAGUUUCCGUUUAGGAAACAUUAGGGAGAGUGGAAUUGUCUGUGGAAAGUUUGUCCGUAACGUGUCUGGCUGUUUGUCGGCGCACUGGGGGAAACUUCUGAGUCCACAGCAUGUGGUGCACGUGAGAGCGGACGGAGCUGAGCGCGCUGUGCAGCAGUUUUCUACAAAGUACUUGGGAUUCACUGUGCAGUCACAACAAAAAGCAGGGCUGCAGGGAAGUGAAAACAGAAGAACAGUUACUCCACACACCAUGAAGAAACCGGACUCUACUAAUCAGAGCCUGAAAAAGGUUAAGGCUCUGCUCUGCCUGUCUGGCAGUAAUUAUGGCCGCAGAGAGAAGAGGAUUACUCCACUGUCCCAUCCAGGGGUCCCAUUAGUGGGGCUGCUUUUGUUGGCCGUCUUCCCUUUUGGAGCAAGCAUCAAACAAAGUGUCCCCAGGGUCAAACUCAGCCACAGAGAACUCCUGCAGGCUGGCAGUGUGUCUCUUUUUUUGGGCCCCUCAGAUGGCCUCCACUCCCACUCGCUGCUGCUGGAUGAGGAAAGGGGUCGUCUUCUGCUCGGAGCCCGGGACCAUAUCUACCUGCUUGACCCUGACAAUCUGUCAAAAGCUCCUAAAAAGAUUCACUGGCCUGCUCCAAGGGACAGAGUUGAAAUGUGUGAACUGGCUGGCAAAAAUGCAAAUUUGGAAUGUGCUAAUUUUAUUAGGGUCCUCCACAAUUUCAACCGAACGCAUGUCUACGCCUGUGGGACGGGAGCCUUCAGCCCCACCUGUGCUUUCAUUGAGAUCUCUGGACACAGAGAGGUAAAGGAGAGCGGUGUGUUUCAGCUGCGGUCUAAUACUGAGGAGUCUGGCAGGUUGAAAUGUCCCUUUGACCCCAUGCAGCCUUUCACCUCAGUCCUCGCAGAUCAAUUCCUGUACGUGGGCACGUCGUCAGACUUCCUGGGCAAAGACACGGCGUUCACUCGCUCCCUCGGCCCUCCACCUGACCAGCACUACAUCCGUACAGACAUCUCCGAAGACUACUGGAUCAAUGAGGCCAGGUUUAUAUCCGCUCAUCCCAUUGCAGACACCUACAAUCCAGAUGAUGAUAAGAUAUAUUUUUUCUUCCGCGAGGUGUCGUGGGAGGGCAACGACAAGAGCAUCCUCUCCCGAGUGGCUCGUGUGUGCAAGAAUGAUGUGGGUGGGCUGAGAAGUCUGACUAAUAAAUGGACAACCUUCCUGAAAGCCAGGCUGGUGUGCUCCAUCCCCGGACCCGACGGUGUCGACACUCACUUCGAUGAGCUCCAGGACGUCUUUCUGCUUCCAACCAGAGAUGAGAAAAACCCCAUAGUGUACGCCAUCUUCACAACUUCCAGCUCUAUUUUCCGUGGCUCUGCAGUAUGUGUGUACAGCAUGGCGGACAUCAGGGCCGUGUUUAAUGGACCUUAUGCCCACAAGGAGGGUCCAGACCACCGGUGGGUGGAAUACGAAGGGAGGAUCCCGUAUCCUCGUCCGGGAACGUGCCCCAGCAAAACCUAUGACCCGAGGAUCAAGACCACCAAAGACUUCCCAGAUGAAGUUGUGGGCUUCAUUCGAGUCCACCCUCUGAUGCAUCGCUCCGUCUACCCCCUGACCGGCCGGCCGGUGUUCACUCGGGUCCGAGUGGACUACACCCUCACACACAUCGUGGUGGACAGAGUCAUGGCAGACGACGGACAGUAUGAGGUUAUGUUCCUGGGGACAGACGUCGGCUCGGUUUUAAAGGUGGUGAGCAUCACGCAGGAGAACUGGUCGACUGAGGAAGUGGUGCUUGAAGAGCUUCAAGUGUUUCAGAGUCAAACUCCCAUCCUCAGUAUGAAGAUGUCUUCCAAACAGCAACAGCUCUACGUGGGUUCAAGCGACGGGCUCGCCCAGGUCUCCCUCAGCAGAUGUCAUCUGUACGGUCAGGCCUGCGCCGAAUGCUGCCUGGCACGAGAUCCCUACUGCGCCUGGGACGGGCUCACGUGCUCUCGAUACAUCCCUGCAUCGAAGCGACGAGCCAGAAGACAAGAUAUCAAGAAUGGAGAUCCUGCCAACCAGUGCUGGGACACAGAGGACAGUUUCGGUGUGGGACGUGUGGAAGAAAAAGUUCUGUUCGGGGUGCAGAGCAACUCCACAUUCCUUGAGUGUAUCCCCAAAUCUCAGCAGGCUCAGAUCCGUUGGUACUUGCAGAGACCUGGAUCUGAACGGCGGGAGGAGGUUCAGCCGGACGACCGAGUCGUUCCCACCGAGCGCGGCCUGCUGAUUCGCUCCCUCCAGCCCUCUGAUGUCGGGGUGUACGUCUGCGUCGCUCAAGAGCACACGCACUUCACGCACACCCUCCUGCGUCUCACCCUGCAGCUCGUCACACACGGGCAGCUGGACAGGAAGCCGAAGCCCAGCGAAAGCCCGGCGGCGGAAACGCACCACGCCGCCGAGGCACGGCAGCGCUACAAGGACUACCUGAGAGUGAUGAGCUCCCCGUUCAGGUCUCUGGAAGAGUACUGCGAUUCUCUGUGGCUGGAUAGAAAGCAUUCGAGGGUCCGGGGGCGGGGCUUAGGAGCCGGCAAAUGGAAGCACAUCCAGGAAAUGAAGAAAAACAGGAACAGGAGACACCAUAGAGAGAAGGAGGAAAAGAGGGGGAGAGAGGAGCGAGGGAGGGUGGUGAGGACCGCACAGCAGUGAGGAGAUGCAGAGAAAACAUCAGAUAUUAGCUGUAUAUGUUCACUGGUUCUAAAAUUAAGCUGAAAUGACGCAGAACUGUAAAAUGGAAGUGUCAGAAGUGAAGUUUUGCUCGGAGUUGAUGUAGCAUGAACAACCUGGACCGUUGAAGAAUUCAAAAGUCAUUGCGAGCCUUUGUUGGUGUUGCAAUACACGAGUGCAGGUCAGAAAACAGAAAAUUUAAUUGACAUGCUGAAACCUAAACAUAUCUUAGAUUCAGUUAACUUCACAGGAAAUUUGAAGUAUUUUAAAUAUUUUAUUCUCUGCCAUAACUAUACAAAAUACAUCCUCUCAAAACAUUGUAGUAUUUCAUCACAUCAGAUGAUUUUUUUUUCCCAGUUUCCCUUAAUGAAAACCACAAAUAUUGCUACUUAAAUAUAAAGAAAUGCUGGAAAAAAAUUGAGUUUUGUGUAUUAAUGACAGACAAAUCGAUGAUAUUCAUAUUCUUUAAGAUACAGCUGACUCCACAACUCUGAAAAUAUUUUUGAAUUUCCCACAUUUUUCUUAACAAAUGGGAAAUGUCAAAUGUUUGAAGUACUUAAUGAACUGAAGUAACAAUUUAAGUUGAAAACUGAGAAAUACGCAUGGGAAUAACUUCUUGGUGUGCAUCAUGUAAUUUUUAGUAAAGCUUUUGUCAGAGGAUGACGACGUGGUGAGAAACUCAGAUUGAACUUUUAUUGCUUUGCUGAAAGUACCUUCACAGCUAGAAGUAAUAAAUUGGUUGAAGUAAAGGUAAUGGCUCAAAGACAGAACGGUUUGCUCCUGAUAACGACACUGUAUUCAUGUUGAAUGACUGUAAAUAUUUAUAUGAACAUGUACAGGAGACACGGCAUGCUCAAGUUAGUCCUAUUAUUGAUAAUGCGUAUAUCUAAUGAUAAUCACGGUAUGUUUGGUUGACAAAGUUACAUAUUUUUGUACAAUUCUUUCACUUGUAUGAACUGUGGGUUUGAUCGAUGUUUUCAUUAUUACUGUUUCUUUUUCUUCUUUUUGUUCUUUGCAGAUAUUUAAAUAAAUGUGUUUUUGUGUUCUCCGAA
Salarias fasciatus (jewelled blenny) is the source of this 3827-nucleotide messenger RNA. It is a transcript of the gene sema3d, whose product is annotated as sema domain, immunoglobulin domain (Ig), short basic domain, secreted, (semaphorin) 3D. Gene Ontology annotation, cellular component: plasma membrane. Gene Ontology annotation, molecular function: chemorepellent activity; semaphorin receptor binding. The transcript is spliced from 19 exons. Gene Ontology annotation, biological process: axon guidance; neural crest cell migration; semaphorin-plexin signaling pathway. The record is from RefSeq and is a predicted model, not a curated record. Bases 13 to 2757 code for a protein of 914 amino acids. NCBI's taxonomy places the organism in Eukaryota, Metazoa, Chordata, Actinopteri, Blenniiformes, Blenniidae.